Molecule: messenger RNA, 1899 nt
Organism: Phasianus colchicus (ring-necked pheasant)
Lineage: Eukaryota; Metazoa; Chordata; Aves; Galliformes; Phasianidae
Gene: CLP1
Product: cleavage factor polyribonucleotide kinase subunit 1
Biological process (GO): tRNA splicing, via endonucleolytic cleavage and ligation; mRNA 3'-end processing
Cellular component (GO): mRNA cleavage factor complex; nucleus
Molecular function (GO): polynucleotide 5'-hydroxyl-kinase activity
Source: RefSeq, a predicted model, not a curated record
CGCGACAGCCCUGCCAGAGUCCUGGUAGGCGCGCGGAACAGCUGUAGGCGCUGUCAGGUACUGUCGGUUGCCCGGUCCCGGGCUCAGGGUCCAGCCCUACCGCGGUGGGCGGUAGGAUCGGGCCGGGCCCGCGAUGGCGGAUGAUGGCGGCGAUGAGAAGAAGCAGGUGGCAAAAUUCGAGCUGGAGCGGGAGACAGAGCUGCGUUUCGAAGUGGAGGCUUCGCAGACGGUGCAGAUGGAGCUGCUCACCGGCAUGGCUGAGGUGUUUGGCACCGAGCUGACCCGCAAUAAGAAGUUCACCUUUGACGCUGGUGCAAAGGUGGCCGUCUUCACCUGGCACGGUUGCACCGUGCAGCUCAGCGGGCGCACCGAGGUGGCAUACGUCUCCAAGGACACCCCCAUGCUGCUCUACCUCAACACUCACACGGCCCUGGAGCAGAUGCGGCGGCAGGCAGAGCGCGAGGACGAGCGGGGGCCCCGUGUCAUGGUGGUGGGCCCCACCGAUGUGGGCAAGUCGACUGUGUGCCGCCUGCUGCUGAACUAUGCUGUACGCCUGGGGCGCCGGCCCACCUUUGUGGAGCUGGACGUGGGGCAGGGCUCCGUCUCCAUCCCCGGCACCAUGGGUGCCCUCUACAUCGAGCGACCAGCUGACGUGGAGGAGGGCUUUUCCCUGCAGGCCCCGCUGGUCUACCACUUUGGCUCCACCACACCUGGCACCAACAUCAAGCUCUACAACAAGAUCACAUCCCGCCUGGCCGAUGUCUUCAACCAGCGAUGUGAAGUGAACCGCCGUGCAUCGGUCAGUGGCUGCGUCAUCAACACAUGCGGCUGGGUGAAAGGCUCGGGCUACCAGGCGCUGGUGCACGCUGCCUCAGCUUUUGAGGUAGAUGUAGUGGUGGUGCUGGACCAGGAGCGGCUCUACAACGAGCUUAAGAGGGACCUGCCCCACUUUGUGCGCACUGUUUUGCUCCCCAAAUCUGGUGGAGUGGUGGAGCGCUCCAAGGACUUCCGGCGGGAGUGCCGAGAUGAUCGCAUCAGGGAAUAUUUCUAUGGCUUCCGGGGCUGCUUCUACCCUCACGCCUUUGACGUCAAAUUCUCUGAUGUUAAGAUCUACAAGGUGGGGGCUCCCACCAUCCCUGACUCCUGCCUGCCACUGGGCAUGUCGCAGGAGGACAACCAGUUGAAGCUGGUGCCGGUGACGCCAGGGCGGGACAUGGUGCAUCACCUGCUGAGCGUCAGCAUGGCCGACAGCCCCGAUGACAACAUCUCAGAGACCAGUGUGGCUGGCUUCAUUGUGGUCACCGGCGUAGACCUGGAACGCCAGGUGUUCACUGUGCUCUCGCCUGCUCCUCGCCCACUGCCCAAGAACUUCCUCCUCAUCAUGGACAUCCGCUUCAUGGACCUGAAGUAGCUCUAGCAGGGAUGGGGCAGGGAGUCCGGGGCAGAGGGAACACAUGGGGAUGUCCAUGCACAUCCCCAUGUACCCCAGUGCUUGCUCUUUGCCCAGCAGCUUUCAGGCCCUGGGUUUGUGCCCUUGUGCCAGCGGGUGCAGCUGGUGCAGGAGGCCACCUCUCGUUUUUAUAUCUUUUUGUAAAGUUUGUUAUUAAAUCUCAUUGCCCUUUGGCUCCGUGGUGCUUGCUGCUUUUUGUCUCGGCUCCGGGUGCUCACCACCCACCCCCGUGGAUAAUGAACAGGGACCUCAGGCCUAUCACGGGAAGACGAUCGGUCAAGGCGAAGCAGGGCGGAAGACGCUCCUUUUCCUCCGCUCCGCGGACACGCACGGGCUGGGCUCGACUCGGUUCCUGUCUCGUCCCACGGGUUCGCCCCGCAGAGCUCAGACCCCCUCCGGCGGAGUAAGCGCCGCGCACGCGCUCUGCAGUGCACGUGCGCCCACCCUCC